AUGAACGGUACCAAUACCUGCACGGCGGACGACAUUAACGAGAUCGGCCGUAAAACUCAGGAAAGAAUCGAACAUGAGCACCGCAUUGACAAUGUGUACAUGCUUACGUACACAAUACUCAUGGCUCUCACCGUUCUCACCAUAUGGCUCUUCAAGCAUCGAAGAUUCCGCUACAUUCAUGAAACAGGUCUUGCUGUCGUGUAUGGUCUUAUUGUUGGUGCUAUCUUCAGGUAUGGCGUUCCGGAACGGCUCGUAACAAGUAAAGUAUAUGGGUUGACUUCUGCUUCUUCUAAUAGCUGUUCGUUGACAUUACCUCCCGAACGUGCUAUAAUCAACCUUACGGUUACUGAGCCAAUUCCGACGUCCCGUUACUAUCAUUAUUAUUUGGAGUUCGAGUCAAGAGAUACUGUAGCAGCACACUACAGGAUGACAUUCAACCCUGAGAUAUUUUUCAACGUUUUACUGCCUCCGAUCAUAUUUUCCGCCGGUUAUAGCAUGAAACGAGCAAGUAUUCCUUUCAAACAUUUUUUCAGUAACUUUGGUGCAAUCACCACAUUUGCGUUUGCGGGGACAUUUAUUGCGUCAAUUGUUACAGCUUCUAUGUGCUUUGGGUUAUCACGAUUCAUCCCGCAUCUUAAUAAAGGCCUUCGCUUUAGCGAUUGUCUUUUCUUUGGCUCGAUCAUCUCUGCUACUGACCCAGUUACCGUUUUGGCUAUUUUCCACGACUUGAACGUCGAUGUUGACAUGUAUGCGUUGGUAUUCGGAGAGAGUGUCCUCAACGACGCAGUUGCUAUCUCAUUAUCUCAAACAGUCGAUCGCUUUGAUCCCGCAAUCCACGGUGGGUUAACAGAGCGGUCUUUAUUUUCUGCUGUGUGGUGCUUUGUCGCCAAUUUUGGAAGCUCCUUCAUUCUUGGUUCGUCAAUUGGAUGCUUCACAGCGUUGUUGACAAAGUACACGUAUAUUCGCGACUAUCCCAUUUUGGAAACCGUUCUCUUCGUUCUCUUGUCCUACGCUACAUUUUCUCUCUCUGAAGCAAUCGGCCUUACUGGUAUCGUUGCACUUCUCUUCUGUGGUGUUACUCAGGCACACUACACAUUUAACAACUUAUCACGCGAAUCACAAGUGUGGACAAAGCAGUUCUUCGAGUUGCUGAGUUUUCUCGCGGAGAAUUUUGUAUUUGCCUACAUUGGAGUGUCGACAUUCAGCGCACCCUCGCACAACUGGGACAUUUGGUUCAUCCUCAUCACCAUGCUGGCUUGUGUGAUAGCCCGCAUGUGUGCUGUGUACCCGCUCUCAAGGCUGAUUAAUUGCGCUAGGAGCAACCACUGCACACCUCGUUGCUGUCGUCGGGGCUCCCGAAGUUCGGCAGGAGGGAAAGCUCCCCAGGGAGACAUCUCGGAUAACGCUGUUUUUGGGUGGCAGCGCUUUCAUUCCUCCACCUCUAUUUCUGCACCACCCGGCACUCCUGUUGCCGCUAUUAGCGAUACCAAUGUGCCUGAAUCGAAAGGUCUUAUUGGCUGGAAUAGGCAACAUCUACUUGUGUUCUGUGGCCUUCGAGGUGCGAUGGCUUUCUCUCUCUCUAUACGUAACACCAGCACCGAAGUGAGGCAAAUGUUUUUCUCUACCACAAUCUUUAUUGUUAUCAUCACUGUGCUUUUGGGCGGCUGCCUCGCUAUUCCGAUGCUCCAGUGGCUGAAAAUCCCGUGA
This is a messenger RNA of Hydatigera taeniaeformis, 1707 nucleotides long. The record is from the annotation of a GenBank genome assembly. Lineage: Eukaryota; Metazoa; Platyhelminthes; Cestoda; Cyclophyllidea; Taeniidae.